UACAUUCAUGCACUUGUUUGAUCAUACAGUAGCGUAGGUUUGCAAGAAACGGUACUCACUACACAUAACCUGUGGACCCUCCUGCUGUGUGCAAUGCUGACUUCCUCCAAAGCAUCGUCGCUUGCGUUUAAGCGUGCCUCUCCCACGCAGCUGCGUGCGGCUAGGAUGACCUGUAACGCCUCCAAACAGCAGGCCUGGACCAUUGUAGGCGGCGGCCGCGUGGGUCUGGCUCUUGCAGAUAUGGGGCCUGGCGGCGAUGUGGUGGUCGGGCGUGGUCAGAAGAUUGAGGGGCCCGCGGGGAGCCCCAUCGUCGUUUGCACCCGCAAUGACGACCUGCAGGCGGUCGUCGACCUGACCGCGCCUGAGCGCCGCAAGGACCUGGUGUUCAUCCAGAACGGCAUGCUGCAGCCGUGGCUGGACGCGCGGGGGCUGGGCGGCAACACACAGGUGCUUGUGUACUUUGCUGUGGCCAAGAAGGGCGACAAGCCCACAGACGGCAAGACAGACGUCAACCCGGAGGGCCUCACCGCGGCCUUCGGCCCCCACGCCCAGGCGGUGGCGGACCGGCUGCACGCGGGCGGACUCAGCUGCAAAGUGUUGGGCGCCGCCGACUUCCAGCGGGCCAUGCUUGAGAAGCUGGUGUGGAUCAGCGCCUUCAUGGCGGUGGGCGCCAAACACAAGGCCAACGUGGGCCAGGUGGAGUCCGCCCACACCGCCGAGGUGAGCGACAUCAUCCAGGAGCUGUGUGCGGCGGGCGCGGCAGAGCUGGGUGUAGGGCUGGCGGGCGGCGAGGUGGCACGACUGCUCGCCUACGCACGCUCCGUGGCGCACUUCCCCACAGCCGUCAAGGAGUUCCCCUGGCGCAACGGCUGGUUCUACGGCCUGAGCCAGAAGGCCUUGGCGGCCGGCCAGCCCGACCCCUGCCCCAAGCACACCGCGCUGCUGCGGGAGGUGGGCGCCAUCUGAGCGGGGCGGGUGUGGGCUAAUGAGCACGUGUGUGCGGCGCCGGAGCGCACAAAUGUUUCGUUUGGAGGCGAUUGCCGUGGAGGAGCAGCGGGGGUGGAUUGCGGCCGGUGUCGCAGUUGCGAGACGAGAGGGUGACGGUUCAGAAGCGAGGCGUGUGUAAAGGCGCUCAGUGGAGUGUUGUGCGAACGUUUGUCGUUUGAUGUCGAGUUGGGGACUUCGCAUGCUCGAGCAAGCAGGAGGAAGCAGGUAGACUGACUGCAGGGGUCGGGGCUCCCAACCGCGGGGAGCAAGGAGGCUGGCCGGGGCUAGCGAGCGGCGGAGUGGCAUCGCUAUACCCGCUGCGUGCCGCACAUCCCCACGGCAGUCGAGGAGGUGGGUUUAGGACUGCCGUUGGUCGUCAGGGCGUGGCUCCGGCAGCAUGGUCAGCAGCAGGCGGGGGAGAAGGCGGUCAAGCAGCAGAGGCGUUGAUGAUAUGGAACUCCCCAUCAUCACUCCCCAUCAUCACUGGUGAGCUCCGGCAACGACCCGAGCUCUGGGCCCGGUGCCCGUGUCAAAAACCCGUCAAACCUACGACGCAUGUCUCAUUGCUGGAAUGUGUAAGUAUAAGUACAA
Molecule: messenger RNA, 1578 nt
Organism: Chlamydomonas reinhardtii
Lineage: Eukaryota; Viridiplantae; Chlorophyta; Chlorophyceae; Chlamydomonadales; Chlamydomonadaceae
Exons: 10
Coding region: 166-966 (266 amino acids)
Source: RefSeq, a predicted model, not a curated record